This is a messenger RNA of Phaeoacremonium minimum UCRPA7, 498 nucleotides long. RefSeq names its product putative low molecular weight phosphotyrosine protein phosphatase protein. NCBI's taxonomy places the organism in Eukaryota, Fungi, Ascomycota, Sordariomycetes, Togniniales, Togniniaceae. Gene Ontology annotation, biological process: protein dephosphorylation. Gene Ontology annotation, cellular component: cytoplasm. Gene Ontology annotation, molecular function: non-membrane spanning protein tyrosine phosphatase activity; acid phosphatase activity. The transcript has 3 exons. The coding region runs from base 1 to 498 and encodes 165 amino acids. The record is from RefSeq and is a predicted model, not a curated record.
AUGCCGGAAUCGGUCUCUGUCCUGUUCGUCUGCUUGGGGAACGUCUGCCGCUCGACAAUGGCGGAGGGCGUUUUCCAGUCCAUGACAAAGAAAGCGCCAUACAAGGGGUUGGUUUCCAAGAUCGACUCUUGCGGAACAGGAGCAUAUCAUGUCGGCGAAGAACCAGAUGAUCGAACCAUGGGCACACUAGAGGACCAUGGGAUAACAGAUUAUGUCCAUCAUGCUCGAAAGGUGCACCUGUCCGACUUUGACAACUUCGACUAUAUCUUCGCCAUGGACCGAUCAAACCUGUCUGAUUUGCAAAGACUACAAAGAAAUAAACCAAACGGAAAGGCGCAGGUGAAGCUGUUUGGAGAGUACUCCGGGACGGGCAAGACGGAGAUCGUUCAAGACCCCUACUACGGCGCGUUGGACGGCUUCGAGAAAGCGUACCAGCAAUGUACGCGCUUCUCCAAGAACUUUUUGAAGGAGAUCUUUCCAGAUGUCAAGUCAGAAUAA